AUGCGCGCCGCGGUGACCGGAUUGCUGGGCGCCCUCCCGAGCCCUCAGUUCCAGGUGACCCUGCGGGCGCCGCACGACCAGCUGGAGUCGCUGCUGCUGUCCAUGAUGUGCACCGGCUACUGCCUUCGAAACGCGGAGUUUGAGGCGGAGCUGGAGAAGAAAUGGGAGGCCGCGUCGGCGUCGCAGGCGCCUCGGCUGGCGGAAGAGGAGAGGGCUGCCUUGUCGCCCGAGACUGCGGCGUACAUCAAAUUCCUGGAGGCCAGGCCACAGAGCAUCGAGACAUCCACCCGGGGUGCCAGCCAGCUCCUUCUGGCAGUCAGCAGGGAGCCCUGCAUCAAGGAUGUCGCCCAACUCACCAAGGUUGCCGGCGACUGCAUACCAGAGGCCUUCCAUGCAGUGGCCAACAAGAUCAUUGUGCGACUAAAAGUCUCUCAAGCAGGGUCACCCAGGAUGACGUUCAUGGAUCAUGUCAUGACCGGAUGCUGCCAGUUCACAUCCGAUCAUGGCCUGCCCCAACUGGACAUCGGCACCUCGAUCUGCUUUGGCCGAGAGCGGAUGAUGGAGGUGCUGAUGUGGUGCCUGUUGGUUGGGUACUAUGCAAAGGAUGUGGAGUACAGGACGACGCUCGAGCGCUGCAUGUUCAGAGGGAAGGAGGUACCCAAGGUGGUCGAACAGGAGAAGCUUCCCUCUGGAAGGGCGUGGCUCGAUAGGCUGAGUGGAUUCUUCACACAGGGCUUAUAA
This is a messenger RNA of Ostreobium quekettii, 741 nucleotides long. The record is from the annotation of a GenBank genome assembly. Lineage: Eukaryota; Viridiplantae; Chlorophyta; Ulvophyceae; Bryopsidales; Ostreobiaceae.